Molecule: messenger RNA, 2638 nt
Organism: Beta vulgaris subsp. vulgaris (sugar beet)
Lineage: Eukaryota; Viridiplantae; Streptophyta; Magnoliopsida; Caryophyllales; Amaranthaceae
Exons: 5
Coding region: 224-700 (158 amino acids)
Biological process (GO): mitochondrial proton-transporting ATP synthase complex assembly
Cellular component (GO): mitochondrion
Source: RefSeq, a predicted model, not a curated record
UAGGGGGGAAGGGUAAACACUCUAUUACAGUUGACAACUCUCUCUCAAUCCAUAUUUCAUACAUAAUUUUAUAGAUUGAAAAUUUAUACCUUACUUAUAUUUGAUCUUUGCUGCGGUCCUCGACGGCGCGCUGCAGUCUGCACUACCACCGCGGCAAGUUUGAACUGACGACAACCUCACAAGUCACAGCGACAGUGCGGCACAGCAAUUGAGGGAUAAUACGAUGCAAAGGUUAUGUAAAGUUGCAACUUCACUUCCACCAGCAACUCCUGGAGAUUUCCUGAAAUGGGGUUUACUGGGUUUUGUUAGAACAUCAAAAUUUGCAUCUGGGUUUUCUCCGUUGGAAGUAAAGCCUUUGAAUUCAAUCAUGGAUGUUCAGCGGGCUCAGUUUAAGUCUCCUGAAGAUCUUGCUUCAGUUUGGGAUGAUUUUCACUUGGGAAGAGGUCAUAUUGGCGCUUCCAUGAAAACAAAUCUGUAUCGACUAUUUGAGCAAAGAGGAGUCGAUUGUCAAUAUUUUGUCAUUCCCUUGUGGAGAGAAAGUGGAUAUACAACCAUGUUUUCUCAAGCCAUCUAUACACAGUGGUUGCCUCAUUGGUCUAUGGUUGACCUAGUUGAAAGAAGUGGCUUAACCACGGGUGAAGGGAUUCUACCAGUUCUUUCUAAGAUAUGCAUAUAUUUGCCAAUUAUUGUGGCAGUUUAGUAAAUAGAAUGCCAUCAAUUUCUAGCCUGUUAGGUAAAAAAUAUAUUAGUGAAUUUUCUUUUCCAAUAAAUGCCACUUGAUUGGUAUAUAUCGCGCAUCUCAGAGAUGUACUGGAUGCCUCUCAGCGAAGAGAAUGAGAAGUUAUACUAGUCCUCGUUGGACUUUUAACGGAAUUUAACCUACUUGAGUACUUGUCCACUGGACAAUAUCUUAGCUUCAUUUGUUGGAAUACCUUAGGUAUAUAGUGUAUGAAAAUAGGAAAAUCAAACAUACUAUUAGUGGGAGAUACAUCAUUCGGUAGUUGGAGAGGGGAAGAUGACAGUUUUACAUUUGAGUCUCGACUGCUGCUUUAUGCUUGGUAGAGAACAUAUUUGUCAUGAGGUAGAGAAAAGAGGUUAGGUGAAGAAUUUUUGUUUGGUGUAAUAAACCAAUGCUAAAUGCAACAGACAGAUGUAGUACGAAAAACAGUCGUUGAAUGAACCUUUUGUGUUCUCCCCAAUAUACUGGUGUAAUAAUAAAUAAGAAUAAGAAAUUCCUUUCAUUUUUUUAGACUUUGGUAGGGACUGGAAAGUUUUCAAAACUUUUUUUUUAUAUUAAAAUUGGUAAUAUAUAUAUUUUUUAAAAUUUAUCUUUCGUAUUAAAAAUGUUCAGUGACUGAUAUAUAUUGUCAAUUUUUGAUGGAAACUGCCCUUGGCCCUGCAAUGGUGCAUAGCUCAUGGAAAAAGUAAGAUGGGAGGGCAUGGGGUGACAUUAAGGACAUAUGGGAGAGAAUGGGAGAAGUUUUAUGUGAAGUUUGCUAUAUUGAGGAUUUUUGCCUGCUGCCUUUUACUUACCUCAAAUUGAACGAUAUAUUGGAACCAAACAUCGUAACUUUCAUAUGUUUAGCAUGUAAAGCGACCAUGGAUUAGCUCAUUAUCUUCCUUAACACUUAGAGCAAUGGACUAAUGUCCAAUGGAGCGUAUGAUUCACUUCAAUGGAGGCAUUGUGCUAUCUUUGUGUCAGUAUUUUCUUGUGACUAUGUUGUUAAGGUCCAUUAAGCAGGGUCUUAAUCCUGAUUUCUGAAAUGUGAAGCCUUUGCUUACAAUCUGAUGUUGUGACUUGUGACUUGUGACAAAGGCACUAUUGAUCUGCACAAAAUUAGUUAGAUGAAAGAUUGUGCUUGUGGAGUUUGCUAGUGUUAUCGUGAUUCUUGUAUGUGUACCUCAUAUAGCAUUAAGAUUUAUACAGUGUGCUGUUUUCUGCUUUGGCUUGUAUUUAUUGAGCUGGAAUAUUGGAUGACUUGCUAACCACCCUUUACUAGGGGUUUAAACUUUAUACACAUAACAUUCUCUCUGUCAGAUCACACCUUCCUCAAGUAUAGACUUUAUGCUCCAAGGAAGAGAGGCUGUGUCACCUCUGUGUGAUUUCUCUGAUGACCUCUAUUUCCAAUUUCUACUUAGAAUGGGAUCUUGCUCAGUGCUCUCUAACUAAACAUGAGACUAUGAAGCUACAAGACAAGUUUGACCUGCUUCAUGCAUUUUUGUUUAUGACUUAUCCUCAGUGUUUGAGGAUCCUUCUUCUUCGGAUGUUAAACCAUUACUGUGUACCAUCUUUGCUAUUUCAAGAUCUUUUCGUGUCAACUGUUAAGUAUCCAGAGGUCAACCUUGUCAUUAAUGCCUGCACUGAUUUUAGCUUGCUUGCUUCUGAAUUUUGAAUGCACUGCUGGAUAAUAGAAAAUUACACACUUGAUCUCAGCUUUGUGCAUUUUGAUCUUUGAACUUCAAGGAAUUCGUGUGUGCUUGUAUAACAAUCAGUCUCUAUGGUGUCCUCUGAACUCCGAAGUGAGUGCAUAUGUAAUGUCUUAAGUGCUCAAAAUAGCAUUCAAGAAAUAGCAACUAGCAACAGGAGGAACUAGUUUUUCAUGUUUCCACAACGUUGACAACUUUUGAUUUUUCUGUG